This is a messenger RNA of Chenopodium quinoa (quinoa), 1971 nucleotides long. RefSeq lists its product as uncharacterized. The transcript has 4 exons. NCBI's taxonomy places the organism in Eukaryota, Viridiplantae, Streptophyta, Magnoliopsida, Caryophyllales, Amaranthaceae. Bases 1039 to 1869 code for a protein of 276 amino acids. The record is from RefSeq and is a predicted model, not a curated record.
ACCUCCCUUUGACCAUGUUUUGUGAUUUAUAUAUAAGAAAAAACAUAGUCAAGUGAUAUCUUGUUAGAUUUGUCACAAUUUCAGCAAUGUCAAACGAACCCUUAAUGAUUUAAUUUGUGUAUUGGCAAACGUGAAUAAAGAAACGUGUCAACUAAAAAGAAGCGGAGUAAGUAUAUACUUGUAUUAAUUUAAAUACAAAUGGAAAAAAGUAAAAUCUAAAAAGGAUAUAUAUGGAGCAAUUAAAUUAGGCUCGUUGAGCCUUGCCUUUGCAAAAAAAAAAAAAAAAUGGAGCAAUUAAAUUUGUGUAAUGAAUUUCAUAAAAUGCUAACAUACAAUAAAAAUAACAGAAAAAAUGUGAUAUUUCUGUACUUGAUCAAUCUAUAUCAAUUGUGAUUAUGUAAUAAAUGACGAUAAAUAGAAAAUGAUUGAGUCAUUGAAAUUAUCUUUUAACAUGAAAUCGGUGUCAUUAUUAGAUAAAAGUAUUUUUAGCCUAAUUAAAAGGUGAUUAACUAUUUAAAACCCAAAUUCCCGCGUUAAAAUCUUUAGUUAACAACAAAGAGAGGGAGAGAUAUGGGGUAAGAGAGAGAAAAAAGAGGCAAAGAUAUUUAUUUCUUUUUCUUUGUUUCUUUUAUUUACUCUCUUCCUUCUCUCUAAAGAGAGAGAGGUGGGGAUGAAUUCAUCAUUGGAUGAUAUGUAGCCGCUGCCGGUUAACUGUACCGCGGCGGCGAUUGAUAAGGACAAGCAUAGUCAAUAUGCCGUGAAAUGGGCAAUUGAUCAUCUUUUGUCUAGCACCCAUUUCCUCAUCUUGAUCCAUGUCAAGCAGAAAAACCGUAGGUAUUCUUUUUUUUUUUCUUUUUUUCGGGGUACAUGAUUGAUGUCGAAUGUGAUAAGAUUUGAGCGUUCAAUUAAAGAUAUUAGUGGUUAAAAGUAUGUAGGGUCGUGUUACUUUCCUUGAAUAUUCGUGUUACAGAAAGUAGUGAUGUUGACAUCAUUAGAAACACUGUGAUGUGUGAAAGUUAAAGCAACACGUAAUUUUUUAUGACCAAAGAUUUUGGUCGUACCAAACAAAGUACUUUGUAUACUCAUACAUUUCGCAUGUUUUUUUUUCUUUGUUUUGGAUCUUGGUUGCUUGUAGCCAGUGGAAUUGAUGGACCUAUGGAGGGCAUUGAAUCCGAUCCACAAAGUAUAUUCAUACCAUAUCGUGGAUUUUGUGCUCGAAAAUCGGUACAAGUAAGAGAGGUUGUUCUAGAAGAUUCCGACGUAGCUAAAGCUAUUCUGGACUAUAUAAACAACUACAUCACUAACAUUGUUAUGGGCGCAUCUUCACGAAAUGCUCUUAAGAAAACCUUUAAAAAGGCUGAUGUACCAAGUCAUGUGACCAAAUAUGCACCAGAGUUUUGUUCUGUUUACGUGAUUGCUAAGUCGAAAUUGUCCAAUUUACGAUCUGCUCAACGUCCUUUUGGAAAUACUCCAUCUUCGCCUAAGCUUCCAUCUUCAUCACUCGGAUAUCAGCUUUUAGCUGAACAUCCUCCUAUAGAUGAUUUGAACACGAGGAUCUUCCUAGACGGAAGCUCGAAAUGGGUCAAAGUUACACCAUGUUGCUGUAAUCCUCCCAAAAUAUCCGAAAUAAGAAUUUCGGACACAUUAACCAAUUCUGGAAGACCAUAUUACAAGUGUAGAUUUUGUGGAUACUUUGCCUGGAUGAAUGAGGAUGAUAUAGUCCGGUCGGCCGAGGAAGUGGUUGCGGAGCAAAGGAUGAUUGUCAUUGUAAAGGAAACAUUGGAUGAAUUUGUUAAGUACAUUAAAAUUGUUGUCAAGGUUGCUGUGAUAAUGUACUUUGUUCAUUUCGUUUUUGUUGUAUCAAUGUGAUGUAUGUACGUACCUACUCCAUAAUUCGUUUAUACUUCCUUGAAAUUGUACUCACUUGAUGGAUUUUCCUGAUCAAUGUAUAAAAAUGAAGAAAUUACAAUA